This is a messenger RNA of Closterium sp. NIES-67, 790 nucleotides long. Lineage: Eukaryota; Viridiplantae; Streptophyta; Zygnematophyceae; Desmidiales; Closteriaceae. The record is from the annotation of a GenBank genome assembly.
CUUGGUGCAAGCUCACAUGGGGGAUGUGGAGUGCGAUCACUUCAUCGGUGGAGCGAUGCCAUGGCAGGAGAUCCCUGCACCCGCAGGUGUGACCCCUGCGGCAACGAUUGUUGGCCAAGACCCAUGUCGAUGUGCCCAGCCCGAUGCAGGGACCACUGGGAGUGUGGCACUGGAAGUCAUCUACGCGGGCCCCCUACCCCUAUGGGCCAAGCGCUCAAAGCGGAAAAAGGGGUCUGCAUCGGCAGAGGGAGCGGGUUGUAAUAAGGAGGAGGAGGUGACGGUUGUACAGCGCCUGCUAAUCCACUUCUACCACGUUAUGAUGCAAUGCGGCAUCUGCAAGCGCGAUGGCCAGCCCAUGACGGCGGCGGCCGUGUCGGAGGAGAUCUGCAUGGCCGCCGACCACUGGGCAGGGAAUCACUCACGCUGAUGGCACCAACUUGCUGCGGUAAGCGCCCGGCAGGUUGGGUUCAGACUCGCACCCUCGGGCGACCCUUCAAGCCUCCAAGGACCACGCCACGCCAUGCGCCCCCCCUAGGCAGCAGCACCGCUAGCCUGAAAGAUCGGUGUGGCGCUGCGACCGCUGACCCCCUCUCCCGCUUGGGCAUCCGCUUGGUGAUUGUGACCUCGGCAGCCUCUCCUGUGACAUUUAUCUAUUUGUAACCUAAUUAUUGUGUGGUAACCGACCUCCCUACACACCCUUGUGCACCGGCCCUUUUGAUCGUUGUUCUCCCGAAGUCCCUUGCAUCCGGAACUUCUCAUCUGUGUACGAAGUUGUUGAACUAAGCUAUUA